GACUUUGAGUUUUGACGUGAUUGACAUUUUGGGAUUGGGAGACAUCGGCGCAAUCGCAAAAGCAAAGCAAAAUACCCUGGGCCAAGACGCAUGUUCAAAAAGAUUUAACACGGCCGACGAACCAGCAGCGAGUGAAUAUCGAUUAUAAAAUAGGACAAAAGUUUGCUGCCCUCAAAAAUGAGGCUAACGUUUAAAGUUGAUAUUUGAUUUAUGGAGUUUUUAAUCAUGAUACGGAAGGCUUUGCUCUGUUUGACGACCUUACACAUAUACAGGGUGUCGGCGCAGGGCGAUUGCACGGACUUUCGUGGGAGGUUGAUAUCGCACGGGCUCCACUAUGUGCCUGGCCCAGACACCUGCACGCUCUGUGUCUGUGACAAUGGCAUCCCCAAGGUCUGCAAAGCAGUACUGUGCUCUCCACCCCAGGACUGCCGGUCGUUUCGCGUGGGACACACGUGCUGCGAGUUCAUCUGCUUAGACGACGUGGUGAAGCCUUCGGAGGGCGCGGAGGCGAACGUUCGCGUGGCGGCAGGCGGCGCGGCCGGCGCGGUGCUUCUCACCGUCGCGCUCGUCGUGUACCGCGUGCGCCGCCAGAAGCGCCGCCGCCCGCCGCACGCCGACGACCAGCGGAGCCUCACUAGCAUCGGCUACAUAAGUGGCAGCAUGGGCUACAUGAGUGGAACCUGCGAGACAGCUCUGGCGGCUUGGAAGCCCCCGGGCAACUACCUGCCCCGGGGCGAAGCGCCGCCGCCCUACGACGAGGCCGUCGCCCAGUGCCGCCCAGACCAAAUCAGAAUGGGAAACGAAACGCCGUACCACCGCACGUACCCGACGACGAUGGAAGCGCUGACGCGGCCCGAGGAGCCCGCGUGCGCCACGCACGCCUACGUCAGCGUGCCGCGCCCGCUGCACCAGGCGCUGCAGCAGGUACCUACGAGGCCACAUGUAUGUAAGGACGGCGACAGAUCAUGGAGGCCCGAGGAGCCCGCGUGCGCCACGCACGCCUACGUCAGCGUGCCGCGCCCGCUGCACCAGGCGCUGCAGCAGGUACCUACGAGGCCACAUGUAUGUAAGGACGGCGACAGAUCAUGGAGGCCCGAGGAGCCCGCGUGCGCCACGCACGCCUACGUCAGCGUGCCGCGCCCGCUGCACCAGGCGCUGCAGCAGAUGGCCAACACGCAGACGUGCUACAACGCGCCGCUGCUGCAGCCGGCGCACGCGCCCGAGCCGCCGCCGCCGCACCACCCUCUCGCCCCCAACGGAGUGAUCGGCUUCCCGAGCGCGAUCCGGCUGACGGGGUCUCUAGGCGCCAUCAGCAACCGCGCGCUGCUGAGCGUGGCGGCGCGCGAGCCCGAGCACGAGCGCCCGCACAACGUGCCCGGCUUCUACACCAGCAACGUGCACACCUCGCUGUCAGUCGCUCGCGUCUCUAGUGUCACAUUGACAGCCGCUGACAGGUCGCUGGGCGCCAUCAGCAACCGCGCGCUGCUGAGCGUGGCGGCGCGCGAGCCCGAGCACGAGCGCCCGCACAACGUGCCCGGCUUCUACACCAGCAACGUGCACACCUCGCUGUCAGUCGCUCGCGUCUCUAGUGUCACAUUGACAGCCGCUGACAGGUCGCUGGGCGCCAUCAGCAACCGCGCGCUGCUGAGCGUGGCGGCGCGCGAGCCCGAGCACGAGCGCCCGCACAACGUGCCCGGCUUCUACACCAGCAACGUGCACACCUCGCUGUCAGUCGCUCGCGUCUCUAGUGUCACAUUGACAGCCGCUGACAGGUCGCUGGGCGCCAUCAGCAACCGCGCGCUGCUGAGCGUGGCGGCGCGCGAGCCCGAGCACGAGCGCCCGCACAACGUGCCCGGCUUCUACACCAGCAACGUGCACACCUCGCUGUCAGUCGCUCGCGUCUCUAGUGUCACAUUGACAGCCGCUGACAGGUCGCUGGGCGCCAUCAGCAACCGCGCGCUGCUGAGCGUGGCGGCGCGCGAGCCCGAGCACGAGCGCCCGCACAACGUGCCCGGCUUCUACACCAGCAACGUGCACACCUCGCUGCACCGCACGAUCCCCCGAAUAUCGACGGCCGCCGAUACGAGUGCGUUCGAGGCGUGCUUCUCCCGCGGCGACCGCGCGCUGCACGCGGAGGUGCGGCGCUCCUUCCACCGCGCCGAUCGCGAGCGCGAUCGCGAGCACGCUCGCGAGCAUCCGCGCGACACGGGCCGCAGUAUGCCGCGAAAUCUCAACUUGGCAGAGCGGGUGCCCGACCCGCCGCCGCUCGACCAGUGCAUCGACCGCCGGGCGACCCAUGAUUCCUCAACCGUCGGCACUCACACCGACGGCACACUAGCGUAUUUGGCUGCCACCGCGCCCGCCGCGCCCGCGCCGCCGCCGCACGCCACGCUGCCGCUCACCGUCGAUAAGCCAUCAUGCGUGUGCAGCUACGAAGGAACGAAUGCGCCCGGCACCGAAGAUGCCGACGACUAUCGAAGCGAAUGCGAAAACUGCAAAUCCGCUAGCAGUUCAAGGUGUGGUUCGCAGAUGGGUGUUAGAGGAAGGUUGGGAGGCGGAGGAGGAAGACGGCACGCAGACACUACAGCGCCGCGCGCCGCCCGCCGCGCCCGCGCCGCCCGCCACCGCCACGCUGCCGCAGCCCGUCACCAAGCAGAGGUGAACCUUGAACCUUACGCCGCACGCAUACAGUCCACUCUCGACCGCCGGGCGCCGGCACUAGACACUGCCGCGCCCGCGCCGCCCGCCACCGCCACGCUGCCGCAGCCCGUCACCAAGCAGAGGUUCCACUCUCGACCGCCGGGCGCCGGCACUAGACACUGCCGCGCCCGCGCCGCCCGCCACCGCCACGCUGCCGCAGCCCGUCACCAAGCAGAGGUGAACCUUGAACCUUACGCCGCACGCAUACAGUCCACUCUCGACCGCCGGGCGCCGGCACUAGACACUGCCGCGCCCGCGCCGCCCGCCACCGCCACGCUGCCGCAGCCCGUCACCAAGCAGAGCUUACGCCGCACGCAUACAGUCCACUCUCGACCGCCGGGCGCCGGCACUAGACACUGCCGCGCCCGCGCCGCCCGCCACCGCCACGCUGCCGCAGCCCGUCACCAAGCAGAGGUGAACCUUGAACCUUACGCCGCACGCAUACAGUCCACUCUCGACCGCCGGGCGCCGGCACUAGACACUGCCGCGCCCGCGCCGCCCGCCACCGCCACGCUGCCGCAGCCCGUCACCAAGCAGAGCCGAACGGUGAUGGGUCCUCCUUCCAACUGGGAGAACUGGUUUAACACCAUACCGGACUCGGACACCGAGUCUGAAGAGGAGUAAGAUUCUAUUUAUUUAUUUGCAAAAAGAUAAACAAAAUAAUAUGUAUUAAUUUAUUCGUAGCAGCUUCUUUAAAAGAUACUAAAUCAACUAACAUUCCCCUUUAAGGUUAUGAGAAACCUUUAUAAUAUGUAAUGAGCAAUAUAAACCCACCAAUUACAUAAUAUACAUUUAUUUAAGUCUAAAUUCAUGAAAUGAACAAAAUACUGCCUUUAUUAUAGAUGGAUCUAACCAUUCCGGUUUAUUAUUAUGAUAUAAUAAUAGUGGAACAUCACAAUUUGUGCACAAGCAAUUUUACUAUCGUAAUACGCUUUUUUUGCAACACAUGAGAUGUGUUGUCUAUUAUAAAUUAUUUUUUUACGUAAAUUUAAAAUAAUUGAUUUUAUUUAUUUAUUAUACCAAAGAUUAAUUUGUUGUAUUUUACAAUUUUACAUUUUAUUAAAAUAUUUUAUUUACAUUUUGUAUUAGAUAAGAGCCCAAUCAAUCGUUUUGUAAGUUUAAUUAGGUAUAGUAUGAGGGAGGGAGGAUACAUACAAAAUAGUAUUACAAUAAGUAGGUAAGUGUAUUUAAUUUUAUUGUAAGUAUUUAGGUAGCCAUUAACAGAUUCUAUCAUAGAGUAUAAAUUGUCGUAAUUUUCAAAGGAACAUUAAUUGGUGUUGAAAUUAUCCUGUUCAAAAAUUAAUAAAGCUCUCUUAGGCAAAAAUAUUGAAAAGUUGACGUUUAUAGAGUAAUAAUACUAGGAUAAAUGGUGCCAAAUGAGAACUGAAUACAAGGAAAUUUCGAGAAUGAACUCAAAUUCAAAAUUCUACUUGGAUCGUAGUAAGGUAGAUAGGUAGACUUUGGAAUUAUUAAUUUUGAAUUUUACUAAAACUUCUCCAUAAUUAUAUUCCUGAAAUUGAGUCGCAAGCAAACGAUAAACUAAAAAGCUCCCUGAGUAUGGUACAUUUUUGCUGUGAUGGUUCAGCCCUGUAUUAAUCUAUGGUUCAACCAAAGUAAACCUUUAUGGCGUGGUUUUGAAAUUAGAUAUUGGUACUCGCGUAUAGAUGCUGAGCUCAAAGUUGGUAUUUUUAACAAAAUAUUGAAUUUAUUAACGUCAGUUACGUACAAUUAACAUAGCAUUUUGUAUACUCUAAUAAAAUUAUCCACGGAUCUAUUUUUGUCUAAAUAAAAUAUUUAUGUAUUAAAUUAGAUGAUUCAUGUUGUAACAAAAUAAAUACUUGUAUUAAGAUAUUACAAAUUUUCAUUUAUUUUACGCAUGCCAGAUGUAUAUUUAUUGUAUUUUGUUGGAUAGAUAAGAUGUUCGAUUUAGACCGUUAUAAAUGAAAAAUUAGGAUUAUUAAUAGUCUGAAUUUUCAGGGUUGUAAGUAUUAAAAUAACGGUUGUAUAAAAUAAUAU
Molecule: messenger RNA, 4716 nt
Organism: Ostrinia furnacalis (Asian corn borer)
Lineage: Eukaryota; Metazoa; Arthropoda; Insecta; Lepidoptera; Crambidae
Exons: 14
Coding region: 211-3324 (1037 amino acids)
Cellular component (GO): membrane
Source: RefSeq, a predicted model, not a curated record